This is a messenger RNA of Mollisia scopiformis, 849 nucleotides long. RefSeq names its product putative solute carrier family 35 member E3. Gene Ontology annotation, cellular component: Golgi apparatus. Gene Ontology annotation, molecular function: antiporter activity. Lineage: Eukaryota; Fungi; Ascomycota; Leotiomycetes; Helotiales; Mollisiaceae. The transcript has 3 exons. The record is from RefSeq and is a predicted model, not a curated record. The coding region runs from base 1 to 849 and encodes 282 amino acids.
AUGGCAUCUACGAUUGGGAUUGUAUUUACGAAUAAGGCUAUUUUCAACGAUCCGAAUUUCAAGAUGAUGCAGACUUCGUUUGCGUGUUUUCAUUUUAUAUGUACUGGGCUGACGUUGUAUGUUGUUUCGAGACCGAGGAUAGGAGCUUUUGUUCCUAAACGAGCUGGUAUUGUCGAGAUGCUGCCUCUAGCCUUCUCAAUGUGCCUCAACGUCGUCCUCCCCAACCUCUCCCUCGCCUUCAGCACCGUAACCGUCUACCAACUCUGUCGCGUCCUGCUCACCCCCAUGACCGCCAUCAUAAACUUCGUCUUCUACCACGCCACCAUCCCCGUCAACGCGGCUCUGGCCCUCAUCCCGGUGUGCCUCGGCGUAGGAAUAACAUCCUACUACGACAUCAAGCCCUCAUCCGAGCCCACCACCGUAGAAAACACUUCCUUAACAGGAGUCAUCUUUGCUCUAUCCGGCGUCCUCGCUUCGUCCGCAUACACGGUCCUCAUCGGCGCCUACCACAAGAAACUCUCCAUGUCGUCCUCCCAGCUCUUGUUGAACCAAGCCCCCAUCUCGUCCGUGAUGUUGAUGUUCGCGAUCCCGAUCGUGGACAAGAUCCCGGAUCUGACGAUCGUGCCCGAGUAUCGGUGGGCCAUGAUCGUGAUGAGCGGCGGCUUCGCGAGUUUGAUCAAUAUCAGCCAGUUUUUUAUCGUGGCGGGUAGUGGGCCGGUGAGUAGUACGGUGGUGGGGCAUUUGAAGACGGUCAGUAUUGUGGGGAUUGGGUGGGCGGUGAGUGGGAAGAGUGUUACGGAUAUGAGUGCGUUGGGGGUUUUGAUGACGAUUGGGGGGAUUGUUGUGUGA